GCACGAGGCGCAACAAACCUUCGUAUCUCAUCGCUCAAGGCACAAUAACAAAGCCGUCGGUGCAAGCUCUGCUCUCUGGUAGAGCAGCUCACCUAUGAAUUGGUAGUGUCCUCGGCAAGUGAACCAUCCAGCUUAGCACAUACACCCUACAUACACUCUGAACCCAGAAAGACCAUAGCAAUGGCCAGCUCAAGUACACCGUACUACGUCCACGAUGACCCCCGUGACGACGAGUCGAUUCUGGAUGAUGGAGUGAUUGAGGCCGAUGAAGCAAUUGAGGCCGACGACCCUCUCCACGAGACAGACCGAACCCCCCUCCGCGGUAACAUCGAACCAGACUCGUCGACUUCGCGCGGCGGCAAUGGCACCAGUGGCAUUUCCGGCGGCUAUCUGACCUCCCGCAUUCCUGGCGAAGACCGCCGCGCACCUCAGAACACCAUCGACGAGAGUGUAUGGCAGACGCUUUCGCGCGAUCUCCUCGCCGUGUGGGAGAAGAUGCGCCAGGUCCUCUACCCCAAGUACCUGGUCGGCGGUAUGUUGCAGCGCGGUGGGGGCGGUAUUGGGGCCGCGGAGCGCGGGGAAGCGUCAGGUUUCGGAGGCGGCGUGAGGAAUUUACUUGGGCGCUGGCCCGAUGCUGACGUUGUGUUGCAGGGAGGGAUGAGCGAGGGGCUAAGAGAUUGGGAUUUAUGGGGCCCGCUUAUUUUCUGCCUGCUGCUGAGUAUGUUCCUCUCUAUGGCGAAGGGGGAUCAGUCGGAUUUGGUCUUCUCUGGGGUGUUUUCCCUCGUCUGGGUCGGGGAGGCUGUUGUAACAUUGCAAAUUAAGUUGUUGGGUGGGAAUAUUUCGUUCUUUCAGUCUAUCUGUAUCAUCGGUUACACGCUCUUCCCUCUUGUUAUCGCUGCGCUUCUCAGCGCAUUCGGCCUGCCCACGAUCGUCCGGAUACCGGUCUACCUGGUCUUGAUUGCUUGGUCUCUGGCCGCAGGAGUGAGUAUUCUAGGGGGCUCUGGUGUCGUGCGGAACCGGGUCGGUAUCGCGGUAUAUCCGCUGUUUGUCUUUUAUAUUGCGAUCGGUUGUCUUUGCUUUAUCAGUUAAGCAAGCAACGAGAAUGUCCUGCACUGUGCAAGAAAACCACACGUGCUCUGAAGCUCCAAAUAAUAGAGAAGCAUGCGCGGAUACCACCAGGACAGGGUGAUUGAUUGAUUUGAUUUGGUAUAUUUCAAUGCGAUUCAGCUUCUUCUUUUGUUCCUUUGUCAUAUUGCAUUAUGUAGAUACUAGAUUCUUGUGCCACUGCAUGCUAUUCAAUGAGACA
Molecule: messenger RNA, 1306 nt
Organism: Aspergillus nidulans FGSC A4
Lineage: Eukaryota; Fungi; Ascomycota; Eurotiomycetes; Eurotiales; Aspergillaceae
Product: Yip1 domain protein
Exons: 4
Coding region: 181-1089 (302 amino acids)
Biological process (GO): endoplasmic reticulum to Golgi vesicle-mediated transport
Cellular component (GO): Golgi membrane; Golgi apparatus; membrane
Source: RefSeq, a predicted model, not a curated record